This is a messenger RNA of Orbicella faveolata, 2000 nucleotides long. Its product is annotated as guanine nucleotide-exchange factor SEC12-like. NCBI's taxonomy places the organism in Eukaryota, Metazoa, Cnidaria, Anthozoa, Scleractinia, Merulinidae. The record is from RefSeq and is a predicted model, not a curated record. Gene Ontology annotation, biological process: endoplasmic reticulum to Golgi vesicle-mediated transport. Gene Ontology annotation, cellular component: endoplasmic reticulum membrane. Gene Ontology annotation, molecular function: protein binding; guanyl-nucleotide exchange factor activity.
AAAAAAGCCGGUCCUUCAGAUCUUUUUCGCAAAUUGAAAAUUUAAAUUAGAUACCUUAGUCUUGAUUUUAUAGAUAAAGACAUCUCUUUGGAGUGCUGCUGGCUCUAUAGCGUUUACAGUGUAGGUACCCUUAAAGUCUCCCUUCCUCGAUCGCGCGAGCGCAUUGGUCGAAAUACGCACGAAUCUGCGAACAGUGGCAACAUUGUACAGCUGUCUUACCCAUUGGCAAAGCAACCAAGCUCGAGCCACGUCGAAUAGUUUGACCGGACAAAAACUUACACGAUAGAACCAUCAACUUUUUCGCUCAUACUAACACCAUUAAUUUUCAAGGAGGAUGUCUUUCACGACCUUAGAGACAACUAAUUUUCCUCUUUAUGCUGUGAAUGUCUUGGACAGAGAUCAUUUUUUGAUCGCCGGGGGAGGAGGUGCAGCGAAAACCGGCGUUCCAAAUGCUUUGAAUAUUUACAAGCUUGGUAGAAAUGGUAAAGACCUUAAAGUGACCCUAGUUCAUAAUUUUGAAGCUGGGAGAAGACCCAUCAUGAACUGUGCAAUUCACCCGACAUCAAAUGUUAUUGCUGUAGGAAUGGAUAAUAAAUGCCAGUUGCUUGAGCUUGAUGUCAAGGAAGAAGUUCAAAACUCUCAGAAAGUGAAAGGAAAAAACAAGGUUGUUGUCAAAGAAAAGACCCAGAAAUUCACAAUAAAAGAACUGGAAUCAAAGGUGACAGUUUCUGGUGAAGAUGGUGAUUCUAAAGAUGACGAUGAUGUAGGGUUUCAGAAAGUUGUAAGAUUCACGGCAGAUGGGCACUACAUUGUUACAGGUGGCUCUGAUGGGCAUGUUAGAGUUCUCAAGUAUCCAUCCCUUGAAAGUGUUCAUGAUAUAAAAGCCCACACAACUGAUGUUGAUGACCUUGAUGUACAUCCUAAUUCACGUCAGUUUGUAACAUGCUCCAGAGAUACAACAGCAUAUGUAUGGAGACUGGAAGAAGGGAAAAAACAAUUUCAGCUCUAUUUUUCUGUUAAUAAUCAGGAUGAUUUCUUUAGAGUAAGAGCCUGCAGAUUUGCUACUAAUGAGAAAAAAGAAGUGAGUCUUUAUACAAUAAAUGUGCCAUCCAAGUUCAAUAGAAAGUCUCCAACACCUUCAUACUUGGUCAAGUGGGACUGUUCAAAAUGGCUGCCGCAAAUGAGUCAGCCGGCUGGAAUAGAACCUCUUACACAAAUGGCUAUCAGCUCCUUACAUCUUUCUAAUGUGAUUAGGGAUUCAUGUAUCUUACAGUUGUACAUUAUUUCUCUGCAGCCCCUGGUUACACUUAAGGGUGUCCAUAACAUCUUUGUAACAGGACUGGCAUUUCUUCCCGACUCUCAACUAGUGAACAACCAGCUUCGCAAUGAGUUUGCAGUGCUCAGUAUAUCUGCUGAUAACACCUGUAAAGUUACAACACUCAAAAGAAGAGGUGAAUAUAGUAUCUGGUGGAUUCUUGUAGGAUUUUUAUUGCUGCUGUACUUGGUUGUAGUGGGCCUAGCUUAUGCUGGUCUUGAUUUAUAAUGAAUUUCUUGUAAUAUAUAUUUAUUGAUUAUUAAUAAUACAUUAGCAAUAGUAGUUAGUAUAUUAUACAUGAAGAGCAUAAUAAUUUUAUUGAAAUGUAUUAACUGUAACUUAAAAUUUUCAUCAUCACAUGUUGUAAAUAUUCUUGAAAAUGAUUCAUCAUGUACAAAAUAGUACAUACCAUUGGCAAUCCAUUGGUUAGCUGACAAAGUACAGCAUGCAGGUAAAUGUGGCCCGGCUGAGGGACUCCCAUACGAAAAAGUUGGGGUGGUCGUCGGAAAAUUUGAAUAAAACCUUUAAAGGAGGCUAACCUAGGUGUGGCUCAAUCUUUAUUUGACUCCUGAAAGAUACCACUUAAAACAGAAUAGGCUUGAUUACCAGCCACUGUUCUGAAAAAGAGCCCGGACUAGUAGACCGAACUUGAGAGAACGGCAGAAAUCAUACCAAAAAAAAAUCA